UCUUUAGUUUCCCUAUGUUGACGGUUCCCCUUUCUGCCCCCACCUUGUUUCACUCCUUUUUCCUUCUCCCUGUCCACCAGAUGUCCUUUGCCCCUCUUCUUCUUAUAUAUUUAUUCAGCCUGGAUCAUCCCCCAACCCUUGCUCAUCUCUGUUACAAGCCUAGCCAUGGAGUCAAGGCCCCACUGUUUAAGCUUUCUCUAUGCAGUCUUAUGCAUUUUAGCCUCCAUUCUCUUCACUCAUUCUGAUGCCAGACUCAUGGUUCAUAUAUGGAAGAAGCACCAAGGCUCAAACCUCCAUGAAAAGCUAAAAACAACGGAUCGUAUCGGCUUCGAUGGUGAUCCAUAUACCCUUGACUCACCUUUCUACCUACUACAUUCUGACUCAUUAUCACCACUACUUCCUCAGCCUGACCACUCUCCUCCAUUUACCCCACAAUCGCCUUCCAACCCUCUGCCACCUCCGGCGAGUUACGGCCUACCGACACCUCCACCACCAAGUAACAUCAUCCACAGCCCACCAACACCUCCACCACCGAGUAACAUCAUCCAUAGCCCGCCAGCAAAUCCACCGGAAGCAGCUUCUCCCGAGCAUGGGUUCAAUCCACCUAGCAUUUUCUCAAGUCCACCUCAACAUCAACCUAACCCACCAAAAAAUGUGUCAACGCCCCCUAAGCAAGUUCCAGGCCAACCCAUUUCUGAACCGCCGGUGCUGAACCCACCACCUCGUUCUACCCCACACAAAGGGUCACGGUCUGGUACUUGGUGUGUGGCUAAGCCAACAGUGCCUGAUUCAUUGAUCCAAGCAGCCAUGGAUUAUGCAUGUGGGUCUGGUGCGGAUUGCAAGUCGAUUCAACCCAACCAAGCCUGCUUCCAACCCAACACGAUGAUCUCUCAUGCAUCGUAUGCGUUCAACAGCUACUGGCAAAACAAAAAGGGGAGCGGUGGCACUUGUGAUUUUGGAGGAACUGCCAUGCUUGUUACAGUUGAUCCUAGUUUCGGUAAAUGUCAGUUCAGAAACAACUGAUCAUCCAUGACACACAAAAGAGCCAUUUUGGAAGACCAAUUAUUCAGAGUUUGAACGAGCAGUUUGGCUUACAUAUAGCAAUUUAAUUCAGCUAUUGAGCAGCCUAUUUAGCUGGUAAUUAUUAGCUUGUUUCAUUCUAUGAAGCUGAUAGGGUCUAAAGAAUAGUGCCUUUAUAUUAGUCUAUGGUUUUAUGAUAUCAUAAUGUAAAUAAGAAAAAGGGAUUAUCAUAAUGUCUUAUGAUUUGUUGCCAAAGACAAAAAUAA
Messenger RNA from Gossypium arboreum, 1286 nucleotides. RefSeq names its product formin-like protein 7. Bases 166 to 1023 code for a protein of 285 amino acids. The record is from RefSeq and is a predicted model, not a curated record. The transcript has 3 exons. Lineage: Eukaryota; Viridiplantae; Streptophyta; Magnoliopsida; Malvales; Malvaceae.